AUUUUUAUCAAGCUCAGUUAAUAAUUAUGUGAUAAUUACGAAGAAUUAACUUGCAUUUAUAUAUAUCAUAUUUUAAAGAACAUUUGCUAAGUGUGCACAUGCAUUAUGUUCUAUGUUUACAACCUUUUUAAGCUUAUAAAGCCUUAAAAUGCUUCAGAAACAGGGUUGUUGUCUUUGUUUUCCUUUUAUUUUGUGAUAUUUUGCUGGGACUAUUUUAUCUGGUUUUUCAGAAGAACAAAAGCAGCUUUUCAUUUUCUUUUUUGUUUAUACCAUUACACAUCUUGGUAACUCAGAUUUUUACAUGAUACGUAACCACCGAGUCUUCAUCUUCUCCUCCAAUCCUGAAUCACAAUCAAGCCUGUCUACAUGCCGUGCUGAUACCUGUCUAAUAAGCUUCAGUUGUUGUCUUUUCAGAGCUCAGCCAAAAGACGUUCCUCUGGCUGUGUGCCUGCCCUGCAGUAUCGCUCUCAUUCUUCUGACCUUAGAAUAAUACUGUGUUAAUAUACAACCGAGAGGAGGGCAGGCCCUUUCCCGUAUGUCUGAAGAGGCAGGGCAGCUUUAGCAGGCUGACAGUCUCAGCUACAUUUCAGUACUCAAACGUAGUCAGGAUUUUUCUUUUACUGGCAAGUCUGCACGCAUGUCAUCCUGAAAGGCACCAAAGGGAUACUUCAUUGCAACUUGUGAAAGAGCAUCUUUCAAUCACAGGACAGAAUAGACAAAGAGGACUGCGGUAAAAUGCAACAAGUGACCAUGAAUGUGAAGAAGCAGUUGUUGUCCUUAUUCUGUUUUCUUCUGCCUUCUGUGGGACUUGUGUUGAUGUGUACUGGGAUCUACCUGUUGUCCCAGGAGAACGUGCAUGAGGACGCUCUGAGGGUCAUUUUUGUCUAUAUCAUGAUUGGCUGUGGCCUUCUGGCUAUGGUCAUUGGGGUCUGCUGGGGCCUCUGCUCAGGCAUAAAGACCAAGAGAAUUGGACGUGAGCGACACAUCCAGGUCUUCACUAUUGAAAGACCGAGUUCUUUUCCACCUUCAUAUGAAGAGUCCCAGGAAAGUCGAGUCUGCCCUGAUGCGUCUCCUGAGUUUAUGGUCAUAGUUGAUAGCACGGACAUGGUGAUGAGCCUGGCUCCUCCGUUGUACAGCCAGGACAGCUCAGAGGCCCCAGACUGCAGGUUUAGCUGGGAGCAACCUCCACCAUACAGUGAAGUUGAACGUAUUCAGCAGGGACAGAUGGAUGCAGAGGAGCCGAGGGAGCGCUUGUCUGGACACUGAGGGAAGAACAGUUUUUGCCUGACUGGUUGAGAGAAAAAAAGGGAGGAAUGCAGAUUGUAGAAGUGAAUGACUUCUACACCAAGCUGAGUGAGAAAGUUCCAGAACAACUGGAAAUGUUUUUAUGUCACUGGAUCGCUCAAGUGCCAAAAGAUGGACAGCAGAGAUGUGCUGACAUCAUCCUUCUGCCAUGAAUCUACAACCUAGUGUCUGUCAUCUAUCGUCUAACAGGCCUGAGAGUCUUUACACGGGUACGAGCAGAAUGAGCCUCAGUUUUAAGCUGUGACAAAUAAGCAGGGGUAGCAUUAAUCCAGGUGGACACAUGAAGGUUUCAUUUAAAACUGAGAACUUACUUUUAUCUGCCCUUCAUCCAACAGCCACUGUGUUGGAUGAUUUAUGUAUUAGAAAAUGCAUAAACUAGUUUUUAAAGGUUAAUCUUUGAAGCCUGAUAUAUUCUCAGAGUUGGAUGAACUUUACUCAGCAUAGCAAACAGGUAAGCUCACUGUCUUUAUAGUGUGUUUGUUCAUGGAAAUAAAAUGUCUUUAUUACAUUUCUAACAAUAUUUACACUGCAGUGUAAAGUAACAAAUGCCCUGCCUAUUGCAAACAGAAUAACAUCCAGUUAUCAAUUACCUCUCAAUCUCAGUCCACCAUAAUUUAUAUAAAUAUUUGUUGUUUGUUAAUCACAAGGUCUUAUUUAACCUUUAUUCAGCUGAGCUAUUAAUAGAAAUUCUGAAAACCUCUUUUCACCUAACAGUAUUGGAAUGUGCAGAUUCCAAUGCUGAACGACGUGGCUACUUUUACACUUUUUACGCUACAAAAUUAUUGCAUUUCAUAUGAAAUUUUUAUAAGACGUAUUAAUUUAAAGUCUUUUACAAAGUCUUUUAUCCACUUAAUCCAUUUUUAAAAAAUGGAUUAAGUGAUCUGAUCUACUGAUUGCAAGAUCAUCUUGCAGAGAUGGACAGAAAACUGAGAGUGCAUUGAUGAGUGGUUUUUAAUUUGCUGCAAACCUGCAGUGUUUAACAAAUUUAUUAUGCCAUCACCCAGUGUAAGGUUUAUGCCACAGCUUCCCUAAAUUGUGUUUGUAAUUACCCAGACCAUUUUUUAAUCUUUCUGCAAGUUAUUCCACCAGUGUGUGCACGCACUUUAAUCAAAGUUGGAUUUUUAAUUUUGAAAUUCAAUUAUUGCUGUUAUCCAUAAAUUAAAAAAAUUUCUCUUUUACAAAAAAUAAAAUAUUAAAGAACAUUAUUAUUUUUUUAUUAAGAUGCCAAAUUACAGUUUUUUUCUUGCAUUUCUGAAUAACAAAUUAUUUUUUGACUUCUCAGAGAAGUCCAGCGUGCCAGCUCAAAGUUGGAGAACUGCCUAAUAAAUAAAACUAUCAUUUUUAGUUUUAAACAAGUUUUUUGAAAUAUUUUUUGUUUGUAUGACAGGUGAUCUAACAAAUUAUUCAGCACUGUAAAGUAUUGUCUAAUCCUUUGGGUACAUUAAUGUGACUUAACUAUAUACUGUGAAUGCCAAUACUGUCUGACUGUUACGUCUUUUCUGCCUUUGCUGAAUGUGCACAUGCUUUCUGUGUAUGUCACUGUAAGAUGUCCUAAUAAAGUAUUUCAACACAUGAAGAGUACACCUGACAGCACACUUCAUCACAAUAAAAAGGC
This is a messenger RNA of Oreochromis aureus, 2920 nucleotides long. RefSeq names its product transmembrane protein 252-like. The transcript is spliced from 2 exons. Bases 736 to 1266 code for a protein of 176 amino acids. Lineage: Eukaryota; Metazoa; Chordata; Actinopteri; Cichliformes; Cichlidae. The record is from RefSeq and is a predicted model, not a curated record.